This is a messenger RNA of Scleropages formosus (Asian bonytongue), 1018 nucleotides long. Its product is annotated as platelet glycoprotein IX-like. The transcript is spliced from 2 exons. Bases 71 to 670 code for a protein of 199 amino acids. Lineage: Eukaryota; Metazoa; Chordata; Actinopteri; Osteoglossiformes; Osteoglossidae. The record is from RefSeq and is a predicted model, not a curated record.
CACUUCCUUCACGUGGCUUUUCCUGCCUCCUCUCCAACGUUCAUUGCGAGACGAAGAAGUGCGAAGUGCCAUGACUGGCCUCGGGGGGCUGAGAGAUUGCGCCACGUUGGCCAUCCUGCUACUCUCUGUGGGGGUGGGCUGCUGCCCCGACGACUGCAUGUGCACCCCUCUCGCCGACAUCGGCCAAUGGGUCCACUGCUCAGUCUCGGAGGGCGGCCCCUUCCCCUUGUUACCACCCGACACCGUCGUGCUCGACCUCCAGGGCAACGGGCUCCGCGCGGUACCGCCAGGCACCCUGGACCACCUGGCACGACUGCAGCGCUUGAAACUGAUGGGCAACCCUUGGGAGUGCAGCUGCCGCAUCCUCUACCUGAAGCACUGGCUGGAGGACCGGCGCGGCCGAGUGACGGCGACAGGCACCCGCUGCUCCCUACCCGACGGCUCCUACAGGAGCAUCCCCUCGCUGAGCGGGAACGAGAUCCCCGGGUGCCGCCGCGCCCAGGAGCCGCACUGCUUGGCGGACGUCCGGGUGCUGGGCGCCGCCCUGUCUCUCGUCCUCCUGUCUGUGGGCCUGCUGGCCUACGCUGCUGCGAUCCUUAGAAGGAUCCGCGUUGACGGGCGCCGAACGCCCGGUGCGCUCUGGUGCGCCCCCAGGAGGACAGCCGUCUAAUAGACAGAAACAAAGCGCUGAGGUUCGGCCGCUUCUUCGCACCUGCUGCUCCGCUGAUUCACGCGUGGUCACGUGGAGCGAGUCUCGACGCACUGACUCCCUUCCACAUGGCUGGUUUUUAUUUUGGGAUUCCUCCCCUGGAUUGAGCCCACAAGGCCAGCGGCUCUGCUCGCGAUGCUCUUACUCCCUGUCCACACCGACUGCCACGUUGCAUUAAUUAUCAUACAAUUGCACCGAUUGCAAAAUGCAUUUAUGGAUGAAAGGAGGAUCCGUCUCUGUCCCGUUAACAUUCUUUUCAAAUUAAUAUGUAGACUUUUAAUGCUUAACACCAUAUGCAGAGACGUACCU